AUGAAUCCCUUAAUGUUGGUCGGUGACAUCGUCGAGAAGGAGACGCCGCCCGCGAAGCCUCCAGUCGCAUUCAACGACAUCGACGCCGCCCCGACCGGCUUCCCUGCACACAAGAAACGCACUCGCGUGUCGGCCUUCAAGCAGCAGCGGCAAGGCAAGCCCGUCACUGGCGCCGAGACCGCCGCGGCGACAAGCUCCAUCUCGACACAACCGGAAGAAAAUGGCGGCAGCGACUCGCAAAAGUCUUUCGAGGCCGCCGAGCGCCGCCGGAUCGAUCGCGAAAACAGGCAGAAGCUGGAGGACAUGAGCCCGGAGGACAUCGCUAGGGAGAGGAAGGAGCUGAUGGACUCCCUCGACCCGUCGCUCAUCCAACGUCUUCUCGGCAGGGCCAAUAUUGACGAGCAGCAUGGCCCCAAUCCCUUCGACCCGCCCGUCGCGGAAGAUAGCAAAGUCAAAGAGCCGGCGGCUCCGGCGCCAGAGAUCAAGAUUGAAGACACCGCUGCGCCACCAAAACCUCAAACUCAAAGUCGACCUCAAGCAACUUCAAAGCCCGCUCCAAAAUCCGUAUCCUUUGCCGAGGUAGAAGACUCGGAGUCAUCACCACCGCCUCCCGUGGACGAAGACAAACCUCCAACCGCGCCUCCGGAAGACCUCUUCCCGCUAAACUCCCAACCCGACAAGACGCACUUCCCCCAGCCGCCUGCGCUGCCCGACCUCGACCCCUCCCACCCGGACUUCCUUGCGACCCUCCACGAGAAGUUCUUCCCGAACCUGCCCGCCGACCCGAGCAAGCUCGCCUGGAUGGCGCCCAUCCCCACCGCUCACAGUCCUGCAGAUCGCGAGUCUCCCUACUACCCGGGCCAGCCCUCGCUGCCCAUCUCGGCGCUGCGAUUCGACUUCAAAGGCGGCCUGAUCCCGCCCAAGCUCAGCAGAUCGAUCCCUGUGUCCAAGGGGCUGCACCACCACGGCCAGGCGCCCGAGGCGGCGGGGUAUACGAUCGAGGAGCUUUCCAUCUACGCGCGGAGUGCCGUCCCCGCGCAGCGCUGCGUCGCCUUCCAGACGCUAGGACGGAUCAUGUACAGGUUGGGUAAAGGAGAAUGGGGCAACGGCGAGGAGGACAGUCUGGCGAGGGGCAUCUGGAGCAGUAUCCAGGAGGGACGGGUGCUGGAAAGUCUUUCAGAGGCGGCCAUAGUCGAGGGCGGCCACAGGGGAAGUCGUGCGUACGCCACGGAGGCGUUGUGGUUAUUCGAGAAGGGCGGCUGGAGAGAACAGUGGUCAGGCAGAUAG
Colletotrichum spaethianum is the source of this 1287-nucleotide messenger RNA. RefSeq names its product RNA polymerase-associated protein LEO1. Gene Ontology annotation, biological process: transcription by RNA polymerase II. Bases 1 to 1287 code for a protein of 428 amino acids. Lineage: Eukaryota; Fungi; Ascomycota; Sordariomycetes; Glomerellales; Glomerellaceae. The record is from RefSeq and is a predicted model, not a curated record. The transcript has a single exon. Gene Ontology annotation, cellular component: nucleus.